Xyrichtys novacula (pearly razorfish) is the source of this 44556-nucleotide messenger RNA. The record is from the annotation of a GenBank genome assembly. Lineage: Eukaryota; Metazoa; Chordata; Actinopteri; Labriformes; Labridae.
CAAGUAUUUGCUGUGUCCCUUAAUGAUGACGCAAACACCAACUUCACCGGCUCGGUUUGGAGUUUUCAGGUCUAAAUUCUGGACUUUACCCCACUAAACACACGCUGGGCGAGACAAGGUGAAGCUUUAGGUGAGAGAGAAUCACGAAUUUUUAUGUUGGACGUUUAUAUGAAUGUUUGUACGUUUAGUGUGUCACGUGUUUUCUCCAGCUUGUGUUUACAAACAGCAUGCUAAUGCUAACGUUAGCUCUCAGAAAUACUUAAAAACCAAACCAAACGGGACUUUAGUGGCUGCUGGGGGAGUUCUUAUGUGAUUAAAAUAUUAAAAUAUGUCAUUAUCAAUAAAAUACAUGCACUUAAAUAUGAUUUUUUACUAGAGUUUAAUCAUAAAAAGUGAAAGUAAACUUCCAAAGCUCUUGUAUGAGAAGAUAUUACACAUUAAUAUUUAGAAAAACAGUUUCAGCUCCAUAUUAAUGUCACUAUUACAUUAAAAUCUUUAAAUCAAAAUCACAUUAAAAUCUGUUUUAACUGAACAUCUUCUCACAGGACAGUCCAAACUCUGAAUGGAUCCUAAAAUUGGAGUGUAAGGGGUCAGAGAGUCUCUGAGGUUUUAAGAAGAGGACAAACUGAUAAAACUCUAAAUAUUAAAUAUUCUGUACAUUUCUGCUCCAGCUGAAGAUUUUAGCCGCCCAUCUUUACAUCAGUCACGGCAUGAUAUUGUUGCAUCUGUUUAAAAUAUUGAUAAGUGGAGCUCAGUCCUGCAUUAGUCUGUUUAAAGACCACAUUAUCACUUAUCCACUAGCAAGUCCCUGAACAUUAAGAUCUGAACAGAUGUCAGGAUUUAAAGGAAAACAUUCCCCUUCAGAGCUGCUGUCACAUUUCUGCCCCUGAUCAGCUUUAAUGAUGUUUAAAGUUUAAUCUUUUUACUGUGGAACCUUCAGCAGGGCUGGGUGAUCUGGGAAAAAGUUGAUCACAACAUAUUUUUUUUAGAAUACCUCUGCGACAGUGCUGAUGUAAAACCUCGAUUCCCUCUGUGUUAUAGCUUGGACUUUAACAGGGCAUGAAGUUUUUCUCAGGGACAGGAAUCUCAUUCUUAAUACUGAAUCUUGUUGAUGAAUUAGUGUUAAAGUUGUGACUUAGAUGUGUCGAUGAUUGACUUAAUUUAAUCUUUGAUUUAUUGACCAUUUUUGUUUAUCGUCUCAGGCUCCAUAGAGGCUUUAAAAAGACAAGGAGUUUAUAGUACUUUUAUUUAUUUAGUUGUUUGGUGAUUUGCGACAGCCUGUUCAUGACAGGCAGUGAUAAAUUUUGAAUUAGUAACAUGUGUCCUCUGUAUUUCUGUGACUGAAAUCUAUUCAAUCAUUUAAAAAAAACAAAAAACAUCUGGAUAGAAAACAGAUGAGCUUCUCUGCUCAGGCCUUAUGCGAGAACAACAGUUAUGUAAUUGUUAAAGAUGGGUUUCUCCUCACUGCCGUUUGGUCGUGUAAUGACCAAAGUGAAAAUGAUGACUUCAGCUUCACGCAAACGUGUCAUCAGGGCCAUGUAAGAACUGUAAUGCUCUAAUACAAAACCUCUCAUUAGCUGUAAGUACAGGCUGAGCAGAGUACAGCAGAGAAACUCAGACCUCAGUUAGCCCAUACUAAUGACCGUCCACUGCAGCGUGCUAACAUCCUCACAGAGCUGACACAUGUUCCAGCAGAGCACAACAGCAGCUCCAUCUUUAACAACAUCCUUUAACACCACCUGCUUCAACACUAAACACACACUCACUUCAAAACACCACACAGUCUUUUCCAGCAUUUCAAGUCCUCAGCACCACAGGAAGAAGAUCUGCAACUACAUUUAUGCAACAUGAGUGGAGAUCAGAAAGGAUUUUAAAGUUCAAACUGCAUUUUUUAGAGAUUGAAAUACGUUUAUUCACUUUAAACAAAAAGGCGGUAAAGUGUGUUGACGUGUUUACUAGGGGUGGGAGAAAAAAUCGAUACAGCAUAGCAUCGCGAUAUUUUGGCGGGUGAUACAUCAGUGUUCCCCUGCAUUCAUUGAAUUACGUGCGCCGCUACUGAAAUUUCACAUGAUCAUUCAUAACAAUGCACCACUAAUGGUUUCUACUUGCACUGUGUGAGCACAACAACACACAACGUUAUUUCAGACUUGUUUUGAGUCGAUUACUGUAGGGCUGCAACUAACGAUUAUUUUGAUAAUCGAUUAAUCUGCCGACUAUUUUAAUAACUAAUCAAUUAAUCGGAUAAACAGGCUAAAUUCAUCAAUGCAGCUGUUAAUAGCAAUAGCAUAGGGCUUUAGUUUAUCAUAUGAGUUUAUCUGCCAUGAGGUGUUGAAGCCUCUGCAUGUGUAGGUUACUGACUUACUGUAAUCAUCGGGUCUUUCUCGUCCUUAUAAAAACCUGCUCUAUUUCGGCGAGUGUCUGUCUUCUUCUGUAGUCAAACUGCAAGAUAUCAAAAGCUACCCGGAUACAGCAAUGCUGCUUUUUGAUUGGCUGUUCAGUAGAUAUACUUUAUUUGAUUGGCUUGCGCGUGGCACGCAGCUUCUGAACUCUCGGAGAAACUCAGUUGAUUUCCCCCUGUUCCAUAGUUAAAGAGGUGCAACUUGGUGGACAUCACCGUGUUCAUUUAAAUGCGUGAGAAAUACAAUGUGUGGUGUGUGAGCGUGUGAACGAGUGGGAGUGCGUGUGUCAUCCGCUGAAUGCGUAAGACUUGAGAGCCCUGUGCUCACGCAUCAUUGAUGUACUCCCGUGCCAUGCAAAACGGGCUUUGCAAAUGUUGCACUGAAUGCCUUCCUUUUCGGUCUUGGUAAAGUUUUCCCACACCACUGAUGUUUUAGGUCGGGAUUUGGGUUGGGUUGUGUCCAUGUUUUUCUCAGCCGCUGCCUCGGCCAUGGCUGUUUCUUUUCUGUGCGUCCUGCUGAUGUUUACACGCCGGUGUCCAUGGACAUAUAUAAAGACCCGACGAAUCGAUUACAGAAUUAGUUGGCAACGAAUUUUUUCGUCACGACGAAUCGACUUAAUCGAUUCGUUGUUGCAGCCUUAGAUUACUGAUUAGUCUCAAACAGGCUAAAAUUGACCAAUUUGAUCAGCUCACUGAUAAAUCCAUCGGGCCCUAUAAGGUUUGCAAGAUGUGCUGAAAAUAAAAUACAGCGUAAAUAAGACAAACAUUAAGGAAAGACAAAAGUGAAAUUAGCUAAACAGUUGAAAAAUUGUAUAAACCACAAUAUAUUGUAUCAUAAUACUCAUUGUAAUGCAAAAUGUUUAAAAUCGUAAUAAUAUCGGAUCGUGGCCCAAGUAUCGUGAUAAUAUCGUAUCAUGGGGCCACUCAUGAUUCCCACCCCUGGUGUUUACGGCGUAUUUGGAGUGUAAAGUAACACAGUUAGAAAACAAUGGCUCAUUUUUCAGUCUGUAGAUCAAUUUUAUUAGAAACUGGAGGAUCUGAACUCGUUUCUUCUUGUUUUUUAUCAUUAUGUAAGAGCCAAAUAUGUUGAUAUGAUACCAUAUUAUGAGUUCACUUUGGUUGCCUUGGGUGUUGCUGUCUUGUCGUCUGGGGGCUCUGGAAUAAAGGUCAUCAUGUCACUGUUGUGGGCAGGUGUUUGACCCGGAAGGGCAAAAGGUCUUUGACUGUUGUGGCGCUAACUGCCGGCAUUUUCCUUGUUCGUUUAGUGUUGGAUAUCAAUAGCAAAAUGGAUUUGGUUAUGUUCAUCGCAAUACAUUUUUUGUUUGCUGAAUCUGACGAACAGACGGACUUUCAAUAAUCAUCACAACUCAUGGUAAAACUCAGUCGCGCGGCGCGCCAACCAGGUUAUUCUGGGUCAAGCAUCUCAGUAACGUUAAGUAUUGACUUAGCUCCUACACAUUAGUUCGAACAGGUUAUUCAGUCUUUUCAUGAAAUGUCCUCUGUAGAGACUGAAUUUUCACUCGACCCUAAACAAAGUCUCUCACUAUUAAAUCCAUUAGCACUCAGUGGAUCCCGCUCGUUCUGUCCCUUAGCUUUUCAGGCAUUCUCCCUCUGCUCCUCUCCCUGCUCUCCUCGCUCCUGCUCCUCCCUGUUUAAGUUAUCUGGUUAUAGAUAAAUAAUAGUCACACUUUUUUACAGCAUUAGCAUCAGUUUUGUUCCUGACGGUUUAGCUAGUUUCAGUCCUGAGUGAUGUUUUCCUCAAAAAUUGACCUUCUCCUUGUCGUUCCCGGUGUAGAAAGCUUUAAAAGAAGACUCUUUGUGAGUCUCACCCCAGCUCUGUGUGUAGUUGUUAAACCCUGAUUGUGUAACUACUGUUUGGGGGAGCUGACAUUACCUUAUCAGAUUAUUCGAAGGGGUUUUAUAAUUUAAUGCCACAUCUCUUGCUCCAGCUGUAUACCAGCUGACAACAGGAAGGCCUUGUGUGUUUUGACUCCUGGGGGGCUCAGAGGUCUCUUCAGGCCAGACCUUAUGAGGUCUGUGAUGGUUUACAGAUCCACUUUGUAACUCAGACCUUAAAUAUGUCUUCUAUUCUCUGGAUGAAACAAUGGCUCACCCCCCCUGCUAAGGCUGUUGACAGAUCAUUAGCCUCAUAACAGAGCGGCGGCUGAGGAGCCGAACCCUCACUCAGGAGGCUCUCUUGCUCUCCUCCUAGUAGCUGCUGUUUUCAGACUGACACUUUAAAGCCUCGGUGAGUGAGCAGAGGUGAAGUAUUAGCUGGCACGUGAGCUGCAGGCUGUGACACAUGCAGAGACCAUGAGGUGAGAGCAGCUGGAGCUGUUAGGACAGAUCUACAGCAGGUCUGAGGAAAGUAGAGGGAUCAGGACUUUACAGGAGUUGAUUAUUUUUCAGUUUUAUAGUAAACUGGAGGCAGAAAAUUAAGUAAAUACCAUAUACUUUAAUUUAUAAUAAUUUAUGAUAAUAAAAUAUAUGAUAAAAGUUCUGACUGACUUAUUGAAACGUACCCACAUCUCAUUGUAAAUGAAGUAACCUGGUUAGGAGCCUCAUCUCUGUUACGAACAUAUGAGCCUGGUUUUUCACACCUCUGUGUAAUUGAUAUUCAUACCAGGAUGAUUAAAAACAAUUACCCAUGAUUGAACAUCUGCAUCACAUCCAUUUAAACCACUUUAAAACCUAAAAACUCUGAACAGGAAGUGAGAAAAAAAUGGUCUGUCAAUCAAUCAAUCAAUCAAUUUUUAUUUGUACAGCCCUUUUCAUACAGGACCAUGUAGCACCAGGGUUGGGUAUUGUUUGAUUAUGAACGAUUCUGAAUCUGAGUCUGAUUCCUCUUUUCGAUUCUGGUUCCUAACGAUUCUCGAUUCUGAUUCUUUUAAAAGAAAGGAUAUUAAAGAAAAAAAUGUAUGGUUUAAAUGAGGGCGCUAAUUGAAGUUCUUCUUUUUGGAUGACAUUUUUGAACUCCUCCGUGAAUUUUUAAAUUAUAUUAACUUUUUAAGAACUUUACUAUGAAUUUCUCACAGGACGAUUUUCAACCAGUAUAUUAAUAUCAGUUUUUGUUGUCAGGUCGUUUGUCUAUGAAAAAGUACGAGGGCUAACGUUAGUUGGAUAUUUAAGUUAACCCACCGUACACAGUACAAUUUGUUUGCCUCUUCAAUGUUAGCAAAAGACAGAAGUAAUUUAUUGUUUUACUUCUCUGAUUCUGACUGGUUAGUGGGAGACCGGCGAAGCCUGUCAAAUAUGGGCACUCAGGUUUUUCUCCUCCAUGAAUCCUGAGGUGUUUAAUCAUGUUGGUCAUUCACCCUCCUUUACAUGAUAUAACUGUGUUGCUAAUGUUGCACUGAGAUAAGAGUUCAUUCUUCCUGCUUAAGUUAGCCAAACAUAAGCUUCAUCCUCAUUGGUGUUCGGCGGCUAUUUCUUCCGGUCGGCGGACUCCAACAUCGAAAUUUGGAAUCGAAAUUUUAAAAAUUUGAACGAUUCCGUGAGAAUUGGAAUGUUAGUCCCGGUCCCCAUCGAUGCUCAAGAGUCAAUGCCCAAUCCUAUGUAGCACAAAGUGCUUUAGACAGAAAAAGGAAUAAAAGAAACAAAGAAUACCCAAAUUUACCCCAACCCAACCCCUCAUUCCCACCCCACGAUCUAAACUUAACAGAAACCGUAUUAAAAUGCAUCAACUUAAAAGGGGCUUGAUUUCGUGGAAACAGGAAUGUGCGCACUGAGGAAACGCCAUUUAAAAACUCAGGAUAAGGAAACACUGGAGGUUUAAAAUCGAAAAACAAAGUAACAUAAAAUGAAAUUGAAGAAAUAAUAAAAUGAAAUAAAAACAAGAGUAAAAGAUACUAAAAUAAGAGCACCAAAAUAGCUCAAUAAAAGAUGAUCCUGUCAUUUAAACUAGAAACAGAUAAAUGCUAAAACAUUUAAAGUGAAUAAUAUACAAUUUAGUUAAAAGUAAAACUAAAAAGGUACGUUUGCUUUUUAAAUCAUCAAGAUUGGUUUCAGUCUUCAGGUCUCCAGGUAAGCUGUUUCAUAGACGGGGGCCAUAGUAAUAAAAAGAUGCCUCACAGUAUGUCUUGGUUUUAGCUUGAGGUAAUGUUUACAGAGAACUUCCUGAACACCUGAGGGUUCGACCUGGCUCAUAAGGUAAAUAAGAUGGGCCAAAGCCAUUAAGAGUUUUAAAAACCAAUAAAACAACCUUAAAAUCGAUUCUAAAAGAGACGGGUAGUCUACCUCUCAUUUACUGUUCUAUUCUGUCCCUUGGCUUUACAGACUCUUACGACUGUUGCUGCUUUAUUCAGCGGAUCACCUGGUUAUUCAUUUACCUGGUUUCUAAUUAUUAUUUUUUUUGGCUAUAGGGAUGCACAUGUCAGUGCGUGAAGUCUCAAUCCCGUCGGAGCCUGACUCCUCCUACUUCCUGCGUGUUGACUGCAAGGGGCAGAGCUUACGUUCAGGCUUCAAGUUGCUGCUGACUGACGGGCAGGACGCCUGGAGAGGAGAAGGUACAAACAUCAUCCGGCGUGGACUCACAACUCUUCAUGUCAUGUUUUAAGCCAGCAGUUUCAUGCUGGACCACCUCACCUGUUUGACCACACACACCACUGUUGUUUUCGUCAUAUUUCGUCAAAUAUUUUCGUCAACGCCAGCGUCAAAAAAGGGAAAUAUUUUCGUCAACCAGAACAACACUGGUUGUUUUCGUUGACGAAAAUAUUUCCCUUUUCUUCCACGACGAAGACGUUACGUUGACGAGCUAAACAUAAGUCGGAGAUGACUAAAAUGUGACGAGAUGAAAGUGCGUUUACGUUGAUGCGACGAGACAAAAAUGACGAACAGAGUUGCAAAACUCAGUCAGUUAAACGCUAAACAUAUAGGAGCAGCUUCAGUCCGCUCUGACAGCUCUCAUCAGCCUGCUGUGCUCCUCUAACACAGACACACACACGCGCGCGCACGUGGAGCUUUGUUUUCGUUGACGAUGACGUUGACGAAAUUAUUUUCGUCAACGUCAUGGUUGACAAAAACAACACUGACACACACACACACACACACACACACACACACACACACACACACACACACACACACACACACACCUGUCCGUGUUCACCUGGUGACCUUCAGAGUGUCUGUUGUUGACCUUUCAGCUGCGCAGAGAAAGAUUUAUUACUCUGAAUCCUCCUGAACAGAUUCAAACUUUAUACCUGUCUGUAACGGUGCUCUGCAGGACUCGUCUCAAUAUCCCUCCUUUUUCUUUUUAACUGAAUGAACAUUUCUAACCUGCUCAGUGAGAGACUCAUAUAUUUAUUUUCAUCAAAUUAAGGCAUCAUGAUGGUUAUUUUUUGACGUAAAGGGAAACAAACUCUUUAUUUUGAUCUUGAUCUUCACAUUUUACUUCAGUUCAGAGUUUCACUGUCCCUCAGAGGAAAAUUUGAUUUUCAGAUGGUCGUAUAAGAACUGUUAAAAACACUCAAUUUACAGAAACAUGAUGCAGUGCAGUGAUGAACAACUAGCAUUACUAUUUAAGAGUAAUAAAAAAAUGUCAAUAAGAAUAAUGAUGUCUUUAAUUUUCUGGUGGAUUAAUCUGUAAAAUAAAACCAUCCAAGUCAUAUCAUCAUGGCAAGAACUGAGUCUAAUUCAAUCCCCGUCGGCCCAUUUUUGCACAUCUCAAGUAUAGGGAAGUAGUUUGUAAGUAGUCGGUGUGUUUACAUGCACAGCUUAAUCGGACUAAGCUCAUAAUUCGUUUUUUUUUUGCCGAAUCAGACUUCUCUCCUUAUCGUAUACAUGCAGCUGAGAAAAUUGAAUUAUUGAUGUGAACGUGUCCUCCUCCCCAAAACUAGGGGGCGAUAUGGGUCUUUUCAGCAGUGCUGUUUCUGACCCCAUACAACCGUCAACAACAACAGCAGUGGAGUUCUCUGACUCCAAUCAGAGUUCUCAAACUCUGAUUAUAGUCGGACUAAGGUGUUUACAUGCACUUCAGUUGUCAGGUCUUAGUUGGAGUAAGCCGAUAAUACGGUUUUCUCGAGUCUCAUGUAAAUGUACUGAGUGAUUGGCAUGUUGUGUGAUAACAGUACGCCCUGAGCUCAUCAAAGUUAACAGAAGUCCAUGUCAGCGGUUAAAUUCUCAGUCUAAAUUGACACAUUUUUCCACACUGUGUUCGGUAUUUCUAUGUUUUUAUGCUCAAACUCUUUGGUCGAGUCUGCAGUCCCUCCUCUGAAUAACCCAGAAAUCAUGUAUCGACACAUAAAGUCUCCUUAACUGUAAGACUGAGGACUUAGAUCAUUCUCGGUCUGUCUGUGGUUUCACCUCCUGACAGGCUGCACCUUUACUCACAGACUGAGAACUAAUUGAUAAAUGAAUUUAUUUAUAUUUUGAGUUUACUGCCUUUUUUUCUGGCCCACUCAAAGAAGUACUCUGGUUAAUUUGUCACAUCUGUUAUGGUUGGACGUUCCCUCUCCAUCCAGCUCAUCAUAUCCUGUUUCGAUCCGUCAGGCUUAGAGUGCACAGUGCAGCUCUGAGUAGCAGAGAGUGGAGAUGCUGAGAGUAAAUCUCAGUCACAUUAACAUGAAGAGAGCCGGAUCAGACUGUAUAGAGUAAGGCUGCACGAUAUUGGAAAAAACUAACAUUGCGAUUUUUUUCAACUCUGUGAUAUAUAUUGCAAUAUUAAAAAAUACAGGAAUUUUCACCAGAUGACCUGAAUAACACUUGAUGUGAUGCUGCACUGCUGAAAUUUUGAGGACAGUUAACCUGCACUGAUCUUACCUCUUUUUGUGAAUGUUAGUAGAAUGGUUUUUGUUUGUCUCAGAGAUAUUUUUAGCUUUUAUUGUGCUGGGACGUUAUUGUGGCAACAGAUAAACACAGAACACGUUUUAGUUGACAUCCAUCUUGUAACCGAAAUAAUUCCAGAUAACUGACUUUCCUUUUCUUUUUGGCAACAAGUCUUCAUCUUCUGUGGUUUUCUCUGUUUGUUGCUCAGUUUGCGAUCGUUGUUGUUGUAACCGGGGUGCUGAGAAACGCAUGUCCUCUGAGAAUUGCAUGCACCUCACAAAACGCGCACUGCUUGUAGUAGAGUGGUCCACCGAAAUGUACAAUUUAAAACCCAUACAGUUCUUAUUUGUUGGGUUAAACAGUGAUGAGUAAUGUUCCAAAAGUAAUUCUCAGCGGACACGCGUUUCUCGGCUCAACUCCGGUUGCGGCAGCGACUCACUCCAUGUGCAGAACAUGUGCAGGGGUGGGUUUCCUCCUCUCUGAUUUUGAUUGACAGCUGGCAGGGUAGUCUGAUCGGCAACUGAGUAAAGAACGAAGGUGAUUGGUGGAUCGCUGCACAGCACAUGUAGAGUCACAUGCAGUGUAUCUCAGUCAGUUACCCUUGAAAUUUACUGAGUUCAUUCACCUCCGACAUUGCAAGCUCUGCGAUGUGACUAUUGCGCACACGUAAAUCGCGAUGGCGAUGCUCAAACGAUAUAUUGUGCAGGCCUAGUACAGAGAUGUUCUGAGGCUCAUCCUCUUGGUAUCUGUCUCUGCAGUGAGUGAAGCAGCGGUACAGGAGGAAGCUGAGGAGCUGGAGAUGCAGACUGAGCGCUACAUCCAGGACCUCCAGCAGGCUCUGACUGAGAAGGACUCCUCCUCCAUGUACAGCUUCAGCCUGACGCCGUCUUCACCCACCGGCAGCUCCUCCGUCACUCUGGCGUAUGAGAAGGUCCAGAAGGACAUCUGUGUGAGUGAAGCUCAGAGUCGCUCAGAUAACCGAUCGAUGUUUAUUUAAAUUUCCCUCGGGUCAAAGGUUAAUUCAAGAAUGCAGUCCUGUGUUUGGACUUUGCAGGAUUAUCACUGAAACAUGAGUUAAUUGUUGACUUUUCAGUCGUGUUCAGAGGUGUCGAUGGUCACAUGACGUCAGCACCGUCUCUCUAAUCCAGCUCCGAUGUUUCAAACUCCAGAGAAAAAUCAGUUUUUAUUUCCAGACCGAGUGGAGGAAGUGAUGAAUAGAGUGUGAAACUGGAGUCAUUUCUCACCUUCAGCUGCUGCUAGUCCAGAAACUUCUUCAAACUGACCCAAUACAAAACAAGCAGAUAAUAAAACCAUGUGCUCCACAUCUGUGGACACCCUUAAAAGAGAAGUGUUUGAGAUCUGAGUGAUUCUGUUAUAUCAGAGUAUAAACAUCCACAGCUGCAGACAACUGUUCACAAAUCAGCACUCAGGUUUUCAGGUCAUUAAUAAACAUGUUUUAACUCUGGUCUCUCCAAAGGGUUUUAGGGCUUUAAUUUGGAUUGGAUAACGUCAGCAGGAAGCUCUAAUGCAGACUGUAAUGACUGCAGUACGUCCUUUAUAGAGAUACAACAAUAUGCAUAUGAACACUCAUGAUAGCUGCCUGUGUGAGACUGUUGCAUCGGCUGCACAAAUCCUUAAGAAAGAACACAGCGCAAACAUGAGAUUAUGUAAUCUGCACAUGGAGGCAGAGAAGAAGUGACAGGAGCAGGAAUAACAGUGAGAAUAAUAAUAAUAACUUUAUUUAUACAGCACUUACUAAACAGGGGGUGACAGCUGACACACAAAACACAGAAGAGUCCAAAUAGAUUAAACCAAAUGAACUUGAAGCAGUAAGAGCAGGAGCUAAAGACAGAAAGGAAAAAAAAUGGUCAAUAUUAGUGCUGGGCGAUAUGGGAAAAAGUUUAUCACGCUACAUUUUUUUUUCAUAUCAGUCAAUAUCUAUAUAUUUACAUAAAAAAUGAAAUGUAACAGUGUUUAUCGGUAGCAUGUCCUUUGCAAUACAAUAAUCAACUGCAUCUUUGUGUCUCUUUGACGUUUUGUCGUAAGGCGUUGCUCUAGAGAAAGGUCGGCUGUUUCGGCUGCAUGGGCGCCAUGGGCUCCUUGCUCCUCUCGGGGUUUGUAACCUUUUGAGUUGCACGUGCUCUGCGGCGCGGUGCUGCUUCAGGUGGUGAAAAAGAUUUGAGAUAUUCCCCGACUUUGUGAGAACAUGUACUCAACAUAAUUUGCAGUUCACAUUACUCUGCUUCAUAUCCGAGCUCAAAAAAACAAAAUACCUCCACACCACCGACGUUUUCAUGCCAGUGUUGUCGACGAUGUCGUCAUCUGUUGAGCCUUCAUGGUCAUUUCUGUCAGGGGGUAGCACUCAUGUUCUUUUUUUCUCACCAACAGUGCUGUCGGCUUCACCUGUUAAAGUGCUAUGCUUGUGUGUAGCUGCUGUCUGCUAUGACGCAGUUGUUUGAUACUUGGUUCUAAUUCAGCACAUGAUUGGUUCAGUGCAAAACGGACCCAGAGCAACUCCCCUUUUCAUUGGCUAUUUGUAUAGUCUACCAUAACGUGGCAGAAUGCCAAGCAUAUUGACCAUGUUUUAUAUUAAUAUUGAGGGAAAUUAGUUUUCAAUAUUUUUCGGUAUUGUUAUAUCGCCCAGCCCUAGUUAGCAUCUUUCAAAAUUUCAAACAGCCCAGGGUUCAACUGUGGCAGAGAGAUUUAAAGACAGGCUGAUAGCCCAAGUCUGCUACUGUCCACACCUGCGCGAUGUCUCGUUUCUGCACAGGAGCAAGCGUGUCUGGAAAUAUCAAUAUAUGCACAUGCAACAUGUCUGCAGAGCUGGAGGCUGCAGUUUUAGGACCGCAGCUCUGGGAUUGCAUCUUUUGGGCUAACUUCAGGGUCUCACUUCCAGUCCAUCAGCCUUCUUUACACUAACCCCCAUUUUCCACUGAAUCUGGAACAGCUACGAAAAGGCUGUAUCUGCCGAUCGUAGCUGAUUGUCACCAUUCAAGUUAACGUGUCAAUUUCCACCGGCUUCUUUCUGUUCCGCUGCUGAUUGCCGGACUCCGCAGCUGAUCGCAAGAGUUCUAUUUUUUCCGAACACCGGAGCAUGCCGGAUAAAUUCAGCACAGAUUAACCCGUGCUGGAAAGGAAGUCGGGCACAGACACAAAAUAAAACAUCCAGCUUCUUUUCAAAAUAAAACACUCAGGAUGUUUCAGGAGGAUUACACACCAUGCAGACGGGUGGAGACAAACAAGUGAAAGGUUUUUAGACGUCAUUUCACCCCGAUGACACCAUGAAUGAGGAGAUGCUGAUUCUAGAACUCUAGAAGUAGAUUUCCUCCUCUGGAAGGACACAAUCUACUGCUUAUGCCUAUGUUGCUGUCUUUAUGGAGACAACUCAUUGCGUGAUUGCACGUGAAUCUGCGGGUUCUUGUAAGUUCUUGUGAUUUCUGCUGUCCAAAAUCCACCACGAAAUUUGCCUCACCAACGGAUCUUGUAGGAAUUGGCGGAUGGCGAAAAUCGCCACCAUACUGGAUCGGAGCCGUUCCGGUUGCGGUUGAAAUUGGGGGUAAGAGUUGUAGAGUUGCAGUCCCAGAAUUGCAGCCUGUGGAUCUGCAGUAAGACAAAUUUUAGUGCUUGACAGUGAAAACCGACCAGUGUACCUAAACUUAAAACGAUUGAGACAGUGACUCACAGAUUCUUCUUCUCCUUUCCCUGCUGUCCUCGUUAAAUUUAUAUGACAAACUUUAUGAUAACAUUGUGUUGGAGGCUGGAGUAACUAUUUAAAACUCAAAAGUCACACAGAGAAAAAUACCGACAAAUAAAAACGUCAGUUUUUGGUCUAAACGUGUUUUCAGACACAUAGAACAACAACCUGAGCCCGUCAGUGGAAAACUCUGAUUGGAUGGGUUCGUAUGAAGGGAUUGUAUUGCGGCAGUUACAGCCUGUAUUCCAUGUGGUAACUGCGGGGCCAAAUCGGAGCCUUCUUGGACCUGUUAGACCUCGACGUAUGUAAAAGUCAUGGAGUUCCCCUGUAGUUCAUCGGAUCUGUUUCGACUUUAUUUUGCCAGAAAACAGAGUGAACCUGAUGGUGUGAAGCAACAGACUGAAUAAUCCAGCUCAGGGGUCAGCCAUGUAAACAGGCGCCCUCAUGAUGGAGAUACAAAACCCCCGUUGCCAUGGCAGUUAUGACAGAGUGGAAAGAGAAGUGUGUGGUGUUGCAGCAGAGAGGAAAUGAAUCGACACUUCUGUUUGAGAAAAACGAGUCAGAAAAAGUGGAUUUACAGAAGUGUUUGGGGUGUUUCUUUUGCAACAUAUAAAAACAAGCAGUAAUUCAUCUGUCAUAAAGUUAUGAGUCAUAAUGAAAGGCUGGGAACUAAUGCCGCCUCAUUCCCCUCUAAUCGCACAACGCCUAAAGAGACCAGAAGUGAGACUCGGACAGGUGUUACCUGAGGUGUAAGCAUACCAAAGCUGUGUGCUCUCACUCACUGACUCUGCUACCGUCAAGGUCCCGUCAGGAUUGUUUAGGUCUCGUUCAGACAUUUGGUUUGAAUGACGUUUAGUGUGUUUCACAACCUUUCCUAAAUUUUAUAGAUUUGAAAACUUAUUCUCAUGGCUGUUGGAGUAUUGUGCAGAAAAAUCACAGUCAGAUGUUCACAGCGGUUACAUAAACAAAGAAACACAACACAUCUCUCACUGGAAACAAAGUCAACGUCUUCAUUGUAUUCCGCACUCACACAUUUGCGUUUGGCUGAACAAUAAAAACAGAACAAGAAAAAAAACCAUCCACUGUACAAAACAAGCACAUUAAAAACCAUUAUAAACAAAACAACAUCAGUGGAAACGAGCAGCCCUGUGAGGGCGGGUUUACCGCUAACAACAGCAUGUUGAGUCUCCCACGUUAUCAAAGCUCACUCUCUUAUGCAGGGGUCUCAAACUUAAAUGAGCGGGGGUGGGGGGGGGGACCUGCUGGAACUGUCAUCUCAGUGGGGGGCCACUUCAGUGUUCAAGACAAGUACAAAAAAAACCGAACAAAAAAAACACGAAUAUUACUGAAAACGGGGGUUUAUUAAUAGUGUGUAAUAAUAUUAAAAAAUAUUAAAUAUACAAUAUUCUCUGAACCAGCGCAACCAGUCCAUUUUUUUGCCAGUCAUGGGCGGUGCACCAUCGGUUUUAAUACCCACCAGUCUGUUCCACUGCAGACCAAGCCCACAGUUGCUGAAAUAAAUCUUUUGCUUUCAUGUGGCCAUGCAUCGGAAACACACUCAGCAACUCUUCUGUCACCUCAAACCUGUCAUCCACACCCCUGAUGAAAAUUGCAAGAUGAGCAUUGCCAGUUGCAUCAGCACUUUAAUUAAGUGCCACUGAGAAUACAGUGAAACUUUUUGCUUUGUCCCAUCACUAUUUAUAGAUAUCCAAUCCAAUCCGCUUGAUUUCUAUAUCACAUUUUAAAAAACAUUCAAGUUAACCAAAGUGCUGCACAGUAGAAUUGAAAGAACAAACACUGCAGAAAACAUCAAGAUGAAAUAAAUAAAAGCAGGUAAAAAAACCAUUUAAAAUUAAAAUAAAUGAAACAAAAACACAAAAGCAGAAAAGAAAUAAAAGUAAUAAAAGGACCAUAAAAAGACACAAAAGGACAGAGAUCACACAACUCUCAUGCUGAGCUAAAAGCCAAGGAAGCUUUAAGACAUGAUUUAAAAGUAGAAAGAGUGGGGGAUGUUGUAAUCCCAAGUGGCAAUUCGUUCCCCAAUUUGGGAGCCGCAGCUGAGAAAGCUCAGUCGCCACAGGUUUUCAAACAAGUUUUAGGAACGACAAGUUGGAGCUGAUCAGCAGACCUCAAGGAACGUGUGGGGGUCUACAGAUUUAAGAGGUCAGAGAUGUUCUGUGGUGCUGAUCUGUCUAAGGGUUUAAAAACAAACAAUAAAAUUUUAAGACGAAUUCUUAAAUGAACAGGAAGCCAACGGUGGGACACCAGAAUCUGAGUGAUGUGAUCAUGUUUUCAUUUACCUGUUAAAAGUCAAGCAGCAGCAUUUUGGACUAACUGUGAGUGUGCGAGGGAAGCCAAACCAUCGGGUAGCAAACAGGAAAAAAUGUCAAGGCUUCAGCAAAGACCGGAGGGAUGAUCUUCUUGGGAUCACAAAUGUCUGUGUCACUUUUUAGUUUACAGUCUCAUAUUUACAGUAUUAGCAUUAAGUGAAAACUGAAGGUCUCCUUAGAUUCUGGGGUUUAUCCUCUGGAGAGCGGCAAAAAUCUUUUGUCAAUAAAUUCGAUCACAGCUGAGAUGCGUCUAAAGUUUAGUGUGUCUAAAGUCGGCAGAAGGAGAAAAAUAUGAGGGGUUAAUCCAAGACCAAAGGGGUUUGUCCUCAUUGGACUAUGAAUGUUGGUACGAAAUGUAAAUAUGCAAUCUCAAAAACCUGUUGUUGGUCCUUGGGAAACAUGAACGUCAAGUUCAGACAUGAGAGAAUUUGUUCUUAGGGAUGUGAAUCUCCAGCAUGGAGAAAAGGAAAAGUCAUGGUGUCGCUGAAGUUAGUUUGGUUCAUCUCCCGGGGACCAUGAAUGUCCACCUCAUCAUUUUGUCGUUUUCAAUUUGUAGUAGACAAAAAAUUGAUGUUCUUCUGGUCCAGUCUAAGGAGUACAAGGUUUUUCAAAGUCCUGAAGAUUCGUCACGAGUUUAUUUUGACGACUGUUGACCUGAAGAGUGUUCAGAUGUUUGACUUUGAUCUAUGAAGUAAUGGUAGCUUCUAUACAUUUACCUUCUAUAUGCCUCAGUGUCGUCAUGUCUUCUCCUACAGAAUCUCUCACACCCUCCAGUCCCUCCGUCACCUCUGGUUAUUUAGGGGCGUCUAAUAUUUGCCAGCGAUGACUUCAGCCCCUCUCAGAAACGCAGAGUGAAUAAAGGCUGCAGAUGGAAUCCCCUCUGCGUAGUUUCUGUGGAAAACUCUUCCUGUUGUUUUUUCAUCCGAUCGUAACACUCAAUCAGAAGUCGACUCUAUAACUUCACCACAAACAGGGACCUCAGCUGGUAGACGGAGGCUGGAGUGCUCAGUCCUGGUCCAGGUUAGUUUGGAGAAUUUGGCUGAAGCCCUGUUGAUGUGGGCAAAGGUUUCCCAUGUCGUCAUAGAGACGCUACUGUUUGAAAAGCUGUUUCUGACUCACUGAUUCACUCUAAUUAGCUGCCAGACACUUUUAUAAGGGGAGAGACUUGGAGAGAGCAGCUCCACCUUUCCUAAACUGACUACAGAGUGGGUGAUGUUGGUGCUGAUGGAGAGCUGGUGGAUGUUAAAGUCGUCUGGAAAGGUGCUGACCACAGCAGGAGGGUGACACACCCCAAGACACAUGUCAGAAAUGACGAUCACAGCUGCUUAUUUUAGAUCAAAGGUUCGAAUGAGCAGGAAGAGGACUUUAAAAACAACGAUUUGAGACUAUCAGCACUAGUCUGAACAAGAGUUGGGUGGUAUUAAGGUAUUAAGGUAUACCGGCGGUGUCCUUUUAAAGCAACAGUAUCAGCGCCGGCGCUAUGUUUUGUAUGCCUGGAGUGUUAUUGCCGUAACUCUGUCAAAGUUUGUCCGACCAGAAAAAUUUCAAUGGUGUGGGAAAGCUGAGCAUGCACACAUAUAAGAUUUACGGUGAUAGUCGUAGCAAUAUGAGGUAGGCAGUCAUUGCAAAACACAGGAAGUAUUGGCAGAGUGCUACACAGCUUCUCAAUACCAUAACUCCCUGAAAGUUUGCUCUAUUUUAAAAAUUCUUAUGCUGACUGACAGCUAAAAAAGUGUGCUUUCUGUCAAUAUAUGAUGUUUGGUAUAUAUUACGUAAAUCUUGAACUGUACCACCAAAACCGCAACUUUGACAGAAGACGAGGGAGAAAAGGAGAGUGAAGUAACCCGGGAAUCCCACUGGAUCCAGAACGGCUCCACUCUGGACCGGCAGGCGGAUCAGAUCAGCAAGCAUACAGCGCCCACUGGAUCCGAUCUGCCACCGGAGGAGAAGCGCCCGCAAGAUUACCAAUAUUUCUCACGAGACUGGACGAGAUCUCACGAGCUCUUGCAGGUUUCCCCGGGAGUCAUAGAAUGAGAUCCGUGUAUAUAAACGGCGGUGUAUAUAAACAUCCCACAACCCUGACCUCUCCUAUUAUCAAGUGAAGAACUGUUCAACAUGUUGACUUUAUUUUAUUUUGAAAAUUAACCAAAUAUUUUACUCUGUAACCGCAUACAACUUCCGCUGCUGCUCAUGCUGCCCUGCACUGAAUUGAUGCGCCGUGCCCCGGUGGCUGGCAAAAAUAGAAGACUUGCGUAUCUGAUCCAGCCGCCGGAGCUGAUCCGCAGCGGAGCCGGACGACGGACGGAUUCUGUGGAAUCACACACAUUGAUUAUAAUGCCUGCAUAUUUGAUCUGCCUGCCGUGCCGGAGCGGAGCCUUUCCGGAUCCUGUGGGUGUUGCCCGUAAGAGAGUGAAGUAAGACAGAGCAAGCAAAAUUGUAUUUUGAUUUUUAGUUUUUGAACGGUGUCGACAUAAGCCAACAGUUUGGUGACGCUGUCUGAGCCUUAAGUCAUAAUUUUGUAUUAGUCAAGGUAAUACUGUAUACCGCGGUAAAAUGUGGAGACGGUAUGGCGGUAUCAAAAUUUGGAUACCGCCCAACCCUAGUUUGAACAUCAUCAGACAUACAAACAGGACCUCUCUGCUCUCUGCUGAUCAUCUUCAUGUCUGAAUUAAUUAAAAAAGUCCAGAAGCAGUGGUGAAUCUGAUUGUUGGAGGAUAAUGGUUCAAAAGUUCAGGUCAGGUACAGUAACCAGGUUUUUCAAGUCCUGGUUCGGUCCACUUUCAUGUACAGUAAAUAGGUUUCUCUUUGACUCGUUGUCUAAAGUGCAACAUCUACAGUUCAGGCUCACGGGCCUGAACUUUGACCCUGAACUGUGACUUCAUGGGGCCUAAUUGGGCAAAUCUUGUAAAUUUACCAGUAGACUUACAUUCCAGCUCUCACCCAUGGCCAUGAGCUGUGGACAGUGACCAGAAGAAUGAAGUUCAGGUACGAGCUGUCAGAACAAGUUUCUUGAAGGUCCAAGAACUCCGACCUCCAGAGGGGGGUCAGUGCAGAGCAGUGACUGGAGCAGUGAGGGCGUCAGAUGUCGCCCUGUGAAGGUGUUCGGGGUGUGGUCAGUCAGAAAGAGGCCAGGGGUGAACCCGGGGUUCAUUGGAGCCUUUGUAUGUCCCAUCUGGCCUCGGAGCCCCUUUGGGUCCCACAGCAGGAGCUGGAAAACAUUGUUGGGUAGAGGGAGGUCUGGGUUGACCUGCUGGGACCAGUUCUUUAAUAAGCAGAGGAAAACAGGCGACAGUUCUCAAUAAGAGGUCAAGGAAAAAGUAGAUGAAGGAGCCAUGUCUUCAGACGUCCCACAGUUCACACAGUAAAGGUCCUCACACACCGGGAACAAUGCAAAUAUACGACGCGAAGUUACGAAAUAUUCAGAGGCAAAUUUUGAUGCCCCUGACUAUGCAUAUCCAGCGCAAUGGGAUUUUGCAACUUUCCGGGGGGAAAAAAAGACGUGUCCCGGGUGGAAGCGAGAAGACUCACCCAACAGCAGACUGAGGGUUUUUCAGUUCUGAUUAGACACUAGUGUUGAGAUGGCUGUCUGUCAUGAUAGCAUGUACCACCAGUACCACAUUAAAAUAAUCCAUAAACAUAAGGUAACAACUGAGACCUAAUGGUGCUGUGACAGCAACGCUGUGAUUGGGUUUGAGACAGUGAAAAUACAUGUGGUUGUAUCUGAACAGGUUAGCUUACGAGCUAAAGUUACUUAGCACAGAUGAAAGUUAAAACAAAGACGUUUAGCAAACUGUUAAAGCACAAAAACCAUUGUCACAUGAGAAAUCGGACGCUAUGACUCUCUACAAGUUGUCUUUCAGGUCUUUAUCUUUGUAAUGUUUGUGUUUUAUAUUGAAAAGCACUCUGUUCUCCGACGUGUAAACAAUUAGCCGGUCGGCCAUGUUGGAUAUACCGGUGAAUCAGACAUCACAACAACACGCAAUCUGAUUGGUCAGAAGUGGACACACAGUAUGCGAAACUUUAGAAAAAUUGACCGUGAUCCGAAAAAUAAAUGCCGCAAUAUCGCAGAACGGGAAAACGUCGCUGAUGUGAACGCUUGGAUUGAGAGGGUACGGGUUCAGAAAAAAAAAUAUUGAUAAUAUUAUGAUAAUUGCACGAAUAAUAUGAUCCCAGUGUGAAAGGACCUUAAGGUUGCACGAUAUUGGAAAGAACGAACAUUGCAGUUUUUUUCAACCCUGCAGUAUAUAUCGGGAUAUAAAAAAAUACAAGAAUUUUUACCAGAUGACCUGAAUAUGAAAUUUUGAGGACAGUUAACCUGCACUGAUCUUACCUCUUUUAGUAAAUGUUAGUAGAACGGAUUCUGUCUGUCUUGGAGAUAUUUUUAACUUUUAUUGUGCUGGGAUGUUAUUGUGGAAACAGAUGAACACAGAACAGUGUAUUGGUUGACGUCAUCCUACUUGUAACCGAAAUAAUUCCAGAUAACUGACUUUGCUUUUCUUUUUGGCAACAAGUAUUCAUCUUGGUUUUCUUUUGUUUGUUGCUCAUUUAGCAAUCAUUGUUGUUGUUACCGGUGUUGUGCUAAGAAACGCAUGUCCGCAUCUACCUUGCAAAACGAGCACCACUUAUGGUAGAGUGGUCCACGGAAAUGUACAAUUUAAAACCCAUACAGUUCUUAUUUGUGAGGCUAAACAGUGAUGAGUAAUGUUCCCAAAGUAAUUCUCAGUGGGUACGAGUUUCUCGACACAACACCAACAGCGCCAGCGACUCACUCCAUGUGCAGGGGUGUGGUUUCCUCUGCUCUGAUUUUGAUUGAUGGCUGGUAGGGUUGUGUGCUUGAGAACUGAGUAAAGAACAAAUGUGAUUGGUGGAUCACUGGACAGCACAUGCAGAGUGACAUGGAGUGUAUCUCAGUCAGCUACACUUGAAAUUAGAUGAGUUCAUUCGCCUCCAACAUCGCAGGCUCUCCUAUGUGACUAUCGCACACACAUACAUCGCAACGAUGAUGCUCAAACGAUAUAUCGCACUUAUUUAAGGAGCUGAUGAUUUCAGAGGUCAGCGGUGAUAGUCCAGGUCUGGCCUGGAUUAUCACCAGGCCGGAGUCUUCAUCUGUCAGUCAAAGGGACCUGAAGUUUGGAGGCUCUCUAACGGUGUUUGAUAAUCAGGGUUUGUUUGUCACAGUGACAGUGGGUUGAAGUGAUAUCAUGAUCACUUAAUAAAGGGAUCAUGGACCCACAGAAGGUCCUCACCCUGCUCUGCACUUCCCCUCAACUCGAACUUCCUUUAAUCUUUUCGGCAUUCUACUGAUUUUAUGACCCACUCAUUAAACUCUCUGCCAGCAGCACCGGGCAUCUGUUUUUCAUGAAAAAGCUCUUAAACUCCUGCGCACUACUUGCACAGACCUCAGUACAGAGAGAGAGGUGCAGCAAUCGGUUCAAGACACGAAUGUUGGUCUGCAGAUCCAGAACUGAAGAGAGUCCUGAUUCUGGAGUCACUGGGCAAGAAAACAACUCCAUGAUAUGCCAUUAUUGGGCUUUGCUGCACUUAAGUCACCUAAAAAGCCAAAAUGAAAAGAUUAUUUUAAUGAAUGCUUUCCUUUUUUAAAAAAAGUCUUAAAGUCCUGGUUGACGAUCUGAGAAGCAGUUGAAAAAAACUGAGCCGUUGAGGCAGAUUUGAAAAAAGCGUCCCACCCCCCAAACACAAACCUCUCCCCUCUGUGCUCCACGAUAACUCCCCCCCGAACCUGUAUCGCCCUACCCACGACACACCCCCUCUGACAGAGCAAGAAGCCGGCCGCCAGAAGAUCCUAUGCUAGCUUCAAAUAGGAUUCACUAUGUUAGUUAGUGACUAGCGGCAGUAAACGCCAGCUCUGCCAGCGAGCGCCAUCUGCAGCUGCCUGGACAGCUACCGUGUUGACAUUGCAGAGACUACUAAGAGUUAUUUAUGUAACGUCUGCCAUGAUAAAAAGUGAUAAAAAUGACCUGUUUAACACAAAUUCUGCUGUCUCGGCGUUUGCUUUCAGGACCAAAUCCUGGCGGAGCUUUCUCCACCGCUCGAAGGAUGACCCGAUGUUUAUUCCAGUUAGAUUCCUUGCUUGGUCACAUUUCCUCUUGGUCUCCGCCCUUUCUUCUGUCGGCUUGCGUUUUCUUCCCACUUUUGGCGGUGGGGCCAGCAGAAGUGGGUUUUUUUUGCGUCUUUCUCCAUCACAGCUCCAGUAGUUAAGCUGCUACGCUACUUUUAGCUGCUCAGAGCUCCGAGGAGGGCCGGGAGGGGACAAGUCGGAACUACGGGAGAGGUAUGAGUAGAGUACAGCGAGGUGAUUGGAUGAAGAGGCGGAGCAGGAGAUUGACCAAUAGAAGCUGUCUGGGGCAGAUAGCUCCCAUUGGUCAGUGUUUUUGCAGCCCUGCACCUGCUCGGGUGAACAGAUUUUUUCCGUUCUUUUUUCUUUUCACUUUGUGGAGAUCGCACUACAGGACCAUUAUUGCCAUAGAAAUGAGGGUCAUAAUAAUUACCAGUCUCUCCAUCGACAACCAUGCCUUUAAUAAUUCAACCUUUUUAACCAGUCCUGAGUCUGUAAAGUCAUCAGAAUCAGGUCUUGCAGGUUCUCUGGUGUUCAGGAUGUUGAUGUUUUAUACAUAUAGGCCUUCCAAAGGUUUUCUACUCCCCACACAAACAUUUUUAUAUCUUUGACUUUUUUUGUGACCAAAGUCAGUAACAGUACGUUUGUGUUUCCUCGUUUCCCUCCAGUUCCAGUUGGGCUCUGUGGAGCUGACAGCCGUGUCGGAGCCGGCGGAGGCGGUGAGGGAGAUCCUGAUCCACAGUCUGCAGAAGGGGAACACUUUACAGCAGCACAACCACAAACUGGAGGAGGAGAACCAGAGACUGAGACGAGAGCAGCAACGCGUCACUGCAGAGUAAAAACACACACCCUACACACAGCUAACAGAUCUGGUAAUGCUGACACAGCGUCCACAUCAGAUGUCGGACUGCUUUAUUCGAGUGAAAUACAAAGAUUCAAGGGACACGACACAGCUGUUACCUAAGAAAACCAAAACCUGGCAGAGCCCAAAGAUGAUUUCAACUUUGGAAAAAUCAUGUAGAGUCGUUAAUUUCUCCGGAAGUUUGGAAAAUUUGAAUAUUAGGUCCAAAAAUGGGUUAUUUUCUAAAGGACAUUAAAUAGUUAAUUUCUGAUGAACAGGAUUAGUGUCACAGAGGGAAACUGAUCGUCAGGCUAAUUAGUGAGUUUGUGUUUAGAUUUUUGCCCUAAUGAGGAGGAAACACUUCCGAACAUGUUCACUAUGAGUGAGUGAAUUCGAUUAUUUCUUCACAGGGUAAAGUUUCUUAUUGUGAAAAGUUUGACCUGAGGUCGUUACCCCGUUUGGAGCCCCGCCCAGAAAACUGUGAUCCCAAGUUUUAGUUCCUAAAAUCAUCACAGGGAUUCCUCAGAGUCAUUACUGUGUGUGUGUGUGUGUGUGUGUGUGUGUGUGUGUGUGUGUGUGUGUGUGUGUGUGUGUGUGUGUGAACUGACGUCACAUCAGUGUUAAUGUGAGUUCAACACAUCCAGCGGAGCAGAGGGUCAGCUCCAAGAUUAACUCUCAGAUAUGAGGUGUACAUUUUGGAGCAGCUUCUGAGCGUCCUUUAAUUAAUGAUGAGAUUUUAGAGGAAGGAAACAGAGUCAAAGUCACACCUCCAACUGAUGAGGUGAAUGUCCUGAAGGUUAGUCGCAUGACGGGGUCUAAAAAAGGAUAUUCAGAGAGGGGGAAUCUCUCAGAAGGAAAGAUGGAAGAGGUUCAGGACUCUGUGAGAGACUGCUUAAGCUAACCCCCAAUUUCCACCACAUCAGAACAGCUACGACAAGGCCACAUCCUCCGAUCAUAGCUGAUCGUUACCAUUCAAGUUAACGUGUCAAUUUCCACCAGCUUCUUUCCGUUGCACUGCUGUGGACGCCGGUGCAUGCCGGAUAAAUUCAGCACAGAUUAACCCGUGCUGGAAAGGAAGUCGGGCACAGACACAACAUAAAACAUCAGGCUUCUUUUCAAAAUAAAACACUCCGUGUUUCAGGUGGAUCGUAUUACACACCAUGCAAACAGGCGGAGACAAACAAGUGAAAGGUUUUUAGACGUCAUUUCACCCCAAUGACACCAUGGAUGAGAAGAUGCUGAUUCUCGAAGUCUAGUAGAUUUCCUCCUCUGGAAGGACAUAAUCUACUGCUUAUAUGUCUAUGUGUCUGUCUUUAUAGGGACAACUUGUUAUCGCACGAUUGCACAUGAAACUGCGGGUUCUUGUGAGUUCUCGCGAUUACCGCUGUCCGUAAUCCGCCAUAAAAUUGGCCUCACAAACAGAUCUGGUAGGACUUGGCGGAUGGCGAAAAUUGCUGCCGCUCUGGAUCAGAGCCGUUCCAGAUGCGGUAAAAAUUUGGGGUAACAGUCCAACAGUUUCAGAAUAAAGUUCCUGAGUGGAUUUCUUCAUCUACAGUCCAUAAUAUCAUCCAAAGAGGAUCUGGAGAAAUCUCUGUACUGAAGGGACAGGGACCAAAACCAGGACUGAAUGGUCCUGAUCUUCAGGGCCUUGAAAACAGACAGGACUCUGGAAUGGAAAUCACCGCAUGGACUCAGAAUCACUUCAAAAACCAUCGACUGUGAACACAGAUCAUCACUGCAUCUACUAAUGAGGUUCAAACUGAACCAGGAAAGAAGAGACCAGAUAGAAACAGGAUCCAGAACCACCAGAGACUUCUCUGGACCUGAGUCCAUUUAGACUGAGGGGACGAGGAAAACUGUCUUGUGGUCUAGUGAAUCAAAAUCUAAAACUCUUUAGGAAAGGACUAAGGCGAAACGUCUCAACUAAGUCCAGUUGUCCUUUCAACGAAGACUUGGAAAUCAUAGAUGCUGCGUCCUCAGUUUUAAACAAUAUCUCCAGGUUUAAGAUCAACAUCUGUGUCUUUUCAGACCGUGACUUUUUUAGGGAAGGCCUUCAUAUGAUCCUAAACCACAAUCUGACAACAGCAUGGCUCUUUAGGAGAAGAGUCCUGGACAGAUGUGGUCCUGACUUGUCUCUUGUUUUGUGAGUCGUGUUGUUGAUACAGAAUCCUGUAAAAUGAGCACCCAGGUUUUAAAACCUAUAUGAACACAUCACCUAAUCCAGUUACUGAUAUGAAGACAGGAACAGAUUUACCCCUGUUCCUCAGAGCUGCUGCUGGUGUCUGAUGAUGAACGACUCUGAAAGCUCUCCUCUGAUGGCUCGAUCCAUCACUGAUUAACAGCAGCGGUGUCUGGUUGCUGCAGUGAGACAGUCGUCUAUUUUUCCAAACGUCCAGGAGACGAUUUUUGCUGCAAAUUAAUGACAUGAGGAUUUGAAAGCUGCGUGUUUGUUUCUGUGUGUUUCAGGAUGAAGCGGUACGCCGGUGGUAAAGAAGCUCUGGAGGCCGAGCUUUACUCGCGUUUUGUCCUGGUGCUGAACGAGAAGAAAGCAAAGAUCCGCAGUCUGCAGGAAACCGUCACACACCUACAGGAGAAGAGGUAUACUGAGACGUCUAAGACUUCAUGGUUUUUACACUCUGACAUGGUGUUUCUCCUCCAAACUAAGCUGUACCUGUUCAUUCAGGGGGAGCUUCUAUGAUUUGUCCUCUUCAACUCAUGUUUUCUUGUUUUGUCUUGGCAAGAAAAAAGCAAAAAAUAUUACAUCUCAAACCGAAGAACAACUGUUUAAACUAAUUAUUUGGCUCAGAGGACAGCGUAACUUUAUGGGAUAAAAGUUUCAUUGGAACAUUUCCAAAACUUUUUUAAUUUCUCUUUAAAUUCAUCCAAACUUUUAUAGUCCAUUAACAUUAUCCCUGAUACUCUCUAAACCACCUUCUUUGGUGAAACCAUAGACUGUAUAUACUAUGGACAACUUGGUUCCGCCUACUGCCUGUAUACGGAUUUGAAGCCAAAAAGCUCUCGAUAUUUCCAGGAUUUUUCCUCAUUUCCUGAAACCAGAGCUGCGCAGUAGCGAUGCGUGCAUUCGGCCGCGCAGUCGCCAAGAGUCACUUUGAUGACGCUCGGCUCAAACAGCGUGUCUCCCGGGAGAGCGACUCAAUCCCUGAACGCCCAUAGGCUGUAUCAGGUGUCAAUCAUUGAAAACAUGAACCCCCCUAAUAACUUUUAAAAAUGGAGCUUCACAAAAAAAAGAGGACUUGAGCACAAACCAGUCUUACAAUAACUACAUGUCAACAUCACAAGCAGGGGGGAAAAAAAUUAUGUUCUGUGUAAUAAAUUACUAAGGUUUGUCCACAGCCCCAUAAGCUUUGCUGGUUGAGGGGGGAUUUAUGGCCUAUACUGCAGCCCAUCAACAGAGGGUGCUGUUCUCGGAAUGGCUUCACCCAGCAAGGAGGCAGACGGCGUCCAUUUUAUAUACAAUCUAUGGGUGAAAUGGUCUUGUGGGAUUUGGAUUUUCAGCAGAGUAACAUCUGCAGGUGUGUUUAGAGGAACUUACACCUUAUUCACAUAUUUUUGUUUCUUGCAAGCUUCAUCUGGACCUCUAGAGAAUACUAACUCUCCUCUGUUCAAAAUGAUUUGAACUAAAUAAGAUUAGGGUCACUAAAAAAAGUGAGUAAGAGACUUAUUUUUUAUCUUUUUUUUCUGGAUUUUCAGUUUAAAGUAAGAAUUUCAGAGAUAUAAAAAAAAAAUCAGGUUCUACUUUUUCAGUCUGAAAUCUGACUUGAAUUGCACUUUCUGGGAAAAAAUCAGAAUCAAAGAUUGAAGUCAGAAUUCUCAGAAAAUUGUCAGAAUUUUCAGAAAAAAAACUCAGUUCUUAUAUUUUUGGAAUUCAUUGGAAGUCAUUAUUCUUAGAUAAAAGACGGAACUCUAAGAACACAUUUUUUUCUUUAGAUCAAAUUUGGAUCCUGAAAAAAAAGGUAUUGUGAAGAAAAAAAAUCAAAAUUGUCAAAGUCAGAAUUCUCAGGGAAAAAAAAGAAUUCUUAAAUUUGGAAUUCUCAGAAAAAAAUCAGAAUCCUGAAAUCAAAGUCAGAAUUCUCAGAAAAAUGUCGGAAUUCUCAGAUAAAGAUAUUAUUUAUAGAUAAAAGACGGAACUCUAAGAACAAUAUAUAUAUAUAUUAGAUCAAAUGGGGAAUCCUGGAAAGAAAACUACAACUGUGAAGAAAAAAUCUAAAUCCUCAAAGUCAGAAUUCUCAAAGAGAAAAAAAAAAAUCUUAAAUUUGGAAUUCUUGGAAAAAGUCAGAAUCCUGAGAAUAAAUCAGAAUUCUCAGAAAAAAAUGCUGAAAUUCUCAGAUAAUUGUCAACAUUUUCAGAAAAAAACCUGAAUUCUUUAAUUUGAAAUUCUCAGAUGACGACAUUAUUUUUGGAUAAAAGACCAAACUCUAAGACAAAUAUUUUUUUUACAUCAAAGUCGGAAUCUUGAAAAAAAAAAAGAAUUGUGAAGAAAAGAAAAAUGAAAAUCUUUAAAGUCAGAAUUCUCAGGAAAAAUAAAAUUAUGAUUAUUAUUAUUUAAUUAUUAAAAAAAAUUCUUGGACUUAAGUUUUUUGUUAAUAUUGUCCCUUAUCCUUCUCCGUAGAAAUUUUUACAUAUUUAAUCCACUUAUAAUUUUUCCUGAAGUCCUUUCAAAUAUUCAAGGAGUCUGACAUUUAACAGUGAGGUUUUUCCUGCAGAGAGCUGUUUCUGCAAAUGAAGCUGAUUAUACAUCCAUAAGACUUCAAAUUUAAACCUGAGAGUUUAUGGACACUGAAAUAAAUCACAAGGACUCUGGUCUUUUGCAGGAACUCAGAGGGGAAGAAAAAAGAGGACUCAGUGAAAUCAGACCAGAUGGCAGCUCAGGAGGAGGACGAGUACGGGGGCAGCACUGAUGAAGAGCCAGAGGAAGAGCAGCUGACUGCAGCUUCCACUUCAUCCACCCAGGGUAAGAUCUCCAUCAGCUGACUUUCUGAGAGCAUGGAGACCCUCUAUGAUAACUGAUCCAGUAAAUAAGUAAAUGAAGAGGAGGUGUGAAGGCAUUAAAAAUAACCAGAGGAAACACUGGCUCUUCUUCCUGACGGUCAGGGUUGUCAUGAUGUUCCCAAAGGCCUCAUCUUUUUCCUCUGUCAUCAGCUCUUCAAAUUUCCAACGUGAAUUUAUCCACGUAUUAAAAAUGUCGUUGUUCGUAAUACUGAAGUACUUCAACACCAAUCAUAUCACCAACAUUUUUCUGUGGUAACCACUCGCUGGAGAAGAGAUUUCUCUGAUAAGGAACUUUUCCAAGAGACUGUCCGUCAUCACCUCGGCCUAUUUCUAAGACUCUGAAUAAUCAUGACAGAGCAGUACAUGACCGUAAAAAGUGAGUUUUCAGACCAAAUUAGACUGAUCAGCUGCAGAAACAGCCUGAUGUUGGCAUCUGAGCAGGAGUCGCCACAGGAAACUGGAGCUGCAGGUGCUUUCCCACACCUGGAGUGAGCGGUGACGUCACCCACCGAGUCGCUGAGUCAUCAGAAUUAAAGGAAAUUAUGUGUGUUACAUAUUUUGAGAAGUAUGACAAUGAGUGCGCUGCUUUUGGGGAGCAUGUUGUCAUGGCGGCAGAGUGUGUUUGAGACUUUUCAGUGCCCAGAAACAAACGAUGACCUCAGUGAGGAGUUAUGUAAGAGUGAGCAGAGGGGCCUCCACUAACUGACACCCUGAAACACCUUUAAACACAAGCAGCUUUUAUCGUUGACGUUCAGGCUGCAGACGGCGGCUCCCAGGAGGUCUCUGUGAUUAAUGUGGCACCAGCAGGAGGAGGCGGCGGCGGCAGUGGCGAGCGGUGUGAUAGGGCAUAAGUAUCUAUGUAUCAUAAAGCUCCAGCAGCUCUGUCCUGGUCACAGCUGUUUACCUCUCAGAUCUUUCCACUUUCUCACUAACGCGGUUGGCCUGUUUGAUACGCCGAGGUGUCAUGUGUUCCCCGUCGUCUGAGGAGGAAUAGCUCACAGGACUUUUUUGUUGUUUUUGUUGCUACGACAGUGACUCACUCGGCCCUGUGUUGCCAGUUUGUGCCAGCAGAUAUAAAAGGAGAAUGGGGGGGAAGUUUGAGGAAAUUAGUGGUUUCACUUUGUGUGUGCCGAGCCGUGUUUACAGAAAAGUGAGAGUUAAGAUUCACACAACAAAGCUUCUGUUGUGGAAGUCUAAACUCUCUGGAGCAAUUUGAGUGAAGUGUGUGUUUAAAAGCAACACGCUCUGAGGAGUUACGGAAAAUAAAAAUGUUUGUCUGUAAAAGGAACAAAUAUUGGAUCUAAUACUGACCACAGAGGCUGUUUGACGGGGAUCCUCCUCUAAUCCAGGUCUGGAAGAAGAGGAGAUUUGGAUUACAUGAGGUCUAAUCUGCACAAUAACCUGAGAAUCAAUUUCAAUUUAUGAUUAAAAUCUGGGAAAGUUUCCGACUGGACUCAAGAAUGCCCCGACCAAAUCUAGUUUUAACUGAACAAAAGGGUGGACUGCAGGUCUGCAUUUCUUCUGAUGGGACCAAAAAGGUGGAAACGUACCAUUAGAGUUUAUAGAUCUAGGAUGACAUAUUUAGAUAGAAAAGGGAAAAAGUACAGUGGUUAGAAAAUAUGCCGGCGUCCAACAAAAGUGUCGUACCUUUCAUGAUGCUGCAUCAGGGGGUCCUUUUUCAGGGGUCCUUCUUCAGGGCGAGCCGUAAAACUGCAAUAAAAGACAGAGACACUGAAAUUCAAAAUUAUCUUUGAAUGAAGCCCAGGAACCAUCUGUUACUAAGCAACAAGAGUGUCAAGGCUUGUUCCACAGUCCUGUGAAGGGUAGACCAGCUCAAUCCAGUUUGGCCUGACUGGUCUCAGGGGUCACAAGGGCUGCUCUUUCCAAGGCUGGGUCCUUCAAAAGCUGGGUCUGUCAAAGGCUUGGUUCUUAGAAGGCUGGUUCUCCCAAACUCAGGGUCCUUUUAAAGGCAUCAUACCUAGAAGCUUUGUUCAUCAGAGGUUGGGUCCAUUAGAGUCUUGGACCUAUGAAAGCUGCGUCCUUUAAAUACUUGGUCCUUCAAAAGUCAGGUUCUAAAGUUUGGGUCCUUCAAUGAAUGGGACGUAUUGUAGCUAGGACACUUGAAAUCUCGGUCCUUAGGAGGCUUGUUAACCCAAAAUCUGGGUCCUUUCAAGACUGGGUGCUUUAUAGAGACCCUUCCUUGAAGCUUCAUUCAUCAGCAGCUAGGUCCAUCAGAGUCCUAGUCCUGUGAAAGCUGGGUUCUUACGAAACUGGGUCAUUCAAAAGUCAGGUUCUAAAAUUUUAGUCCUUCAGAGAAUGGGACCUUUUGUAGCUGGGACACUUGAAAGACCUGGUCCUUUGAAAGUUAGAUCUUUCAAAAGCUGGGUCUGUCAAAGGCUUGGUCCUUAGGAGGCUGGUCCCCCCAAAUUCUGGGUCCUUUAAAGGCACUGUACCUAAAAGCUUCGUUCAUUGGAGGUUAGGUCCAUCAGAGUCUUUAAAUUCUUGACCCCUCAAAAGUUCUAAAGCUUGGGACCUUCAGAGAAUGGGACGUAUUGUAGCUGGGACAAUUGAAGACUCUGUCCUUUGAAGGCUGGGUCUUUCAAAAGCUGGGUCUGUCAAAGGCUUGGUCCUUUGGAGGCUGGUCCCCCCAAAUUCUAGGUCCUUCCAAGACUGGGUCCUUUAAAGACACCAUACCUAUAUGUGUUGUUCAUCAGCAGCUGGGUCCAUUAUAGUCCUAGACCUAUGAAACAUGGGUUCUUCCAAGACUGGGUCCUUCAAAAUUCAGGUUCUAUAGUUUGGGUCUUUCAAGGAAUGGAACGUAUUAUAGCUGGGACACUUGAAAGACUCAGUCCUUUGAAGUCUGGGUCUUUCAAAAGGUGGAUUUGUCAAAGGGAUGGUCCUUAGAGGGCUGGUCUCCCCAAAUUCUCGGUCCUUUAAAGGCACCAUAUCUAGAGGCUUCGUUCAUCAGACGUUGGGUCCAUCAGAGUCCUGGGCCAAUGGAUGCUGGGUCCUUUAAAUACUUGGCCUCUCAAAAGUCAGUUCUGAAGAGGCUUGAACCUAUUGUUGCUGGGACACUUGAAGACUGGGUCCUUCGAAGGCUGGGUCGCUAGAGGCCUGUCAUUCAAAGACCGGGUCCUUCAGACAUUUGUUUCUUUUAAAGUUGGGUCCUGGAUUUGGAUGCAGGUAAUGUGUGGAAAACUUGGGAGGCUGGCUCCCCCAAAAUCUGGGUCCUUCUGAGACUGGGUACUUUAAAGGCAUCAUACCUAGAAGCUUCGUUCAUCAGAGGUUGGAUCAAUCAGAGUCCUAGACCUAUAAAAGCUUGAUUCUUUCAAGACUGGGUCCUUCAAAAGUCAGGUUCUUAAGUUUGGGUCCUUCAGAGAAUUGGGGGGUGGGUCGCUAGAGGCCUGUCAUUCAAAGGCUUGUUAAAAAAAAAAAAAAAAAAAAGCUCCCUCUCUGUCUCUCUCCCUCUCUCUCUGUGCGUCACUGACACCUGUCCCCUUUGUUCUGGUUUUACUCUCUCGAGCUGUUUUGUGGUCAGUCAGGUCACCGAGUUUAACAAGCAGCUUUUACAGACUGUUUCAGGGACCUGAGUCAGUAAAUUUCCUGCAAACAUGGAGGACAAUGUGGAAAACAGCCUCUGGAUUACACAUGGAGACAUAUAUCAUCAUACAGUCGCGUUUUAACGACAUUUCCACCUUUUCCUGCUCCUCUUUGAUCCAUGUGGGACGCAUGUUUUCAGGUGGAACCAUCUGCCUCUCUGUUGUUCCAUACGCUCGUCACGGUGUCAUCACGUUAAAGGGCCGAGGAAGUAAAGGGGCAGGGGGUGAUGAGAGAGGAGUAAGACAGCCGAGGAGAGGAGAGGAGACACCAGCAGAUAUGUGAGAAAGCUGGAGGCCAUCACUCAAGCACAACAGGCAGAAAAGAGAUUUGUUACCUGAUGAAUUUCAGCCCGGGGUUCUUCUGAGGACUUAAAGACACGCUGGUACCUGAGCAGGAGGGUUAGAGACUCUUUAAAACUGAGGGUGCAGCAUCUAUGAUUUCCAAUUCUUUGUUGAAAGGACAGCAGGACUUACAGGUGAAACAUCUCAAGUAAGUGCAGUUGUCCUUUCCAUGCAGUGAUUUUCACUUCAGAGUCCUGUCUGUUUUUAACCCAUUAAGACCUGAACCCUGUCUGAGACAUGCCUCUGAAAUCCUGAGGAUCAUUUUGAGAAGGGCCCCCAGAUCCUGAGGUUUUCUGAAAAAGCUGAUAUCUCAGCCUCUGUAGCAGAUAAAAACAAAAUUCAAAAAGUAUUUGAGAGCUAAAACAAGCUUUCAAGAUAACUAUCUUUUAUUUUUCCGUACCUUCAUCAGAUUUUUGAAAACCUUGAACAAACAAACUCAAAUGAAAUAAAGUGGCUGUAUAAAUAAAAGUAAAGACUCUGCACUGGAGAAUAACAAACAAUUUGAUAAAGUGUCCAUUCAAUACAAAUGUAGAUAUAAAAAAAUAGAGUUGAAAGGGUAUGCAGCUGCCCUAGUAUAGUGCCAGUACAAAAGCAAAAACUAAAAACUUAAAAAUAAAUAAAUAAGUGGCUGACAGUGUGUUCAUCUCUGUGCUCACCCAAAGUCAUGCAACACUCACAGAAAACGUCAAUAGUUGUUCACACUGUUUACAGCCAGAGACUGGAGGUCCACCAGAUCUCUCAUUUUCAGGGAGAAGUUGACCAAAAACAUUCCUCUCAUCCACAAAUCCCAAUCUGGUGGCCCAGAAGGUUCAAAAUAGAGGUCGUCAAUGUCAUAAUUUCUGUCAAUAUCACUACGUUCACUAAUGCUGAAUGCUUCUCCUCCGAAGCUGCUCUCUGCUUUCAUCAUUUACUUUCCUCACAAAGCAUGUAGCAAGAUCCAAGCAUGAAUCUAAUCGCUUUAUUAAGCUUUAUUAGCUUAUCAGAGGCAGGCGGGUAUGAUGAUUUGAUUUGCCACGACUCCAGAAAUGAUUGAAAAACUACAGAAUGUUACAAAAUGACCUCUCUGCGCUCCUGGCUUGAAGGGUAGAAAUGCGCAGCAGGGCCGCCGGCUUGGAAGAUUGAAAUGUGUACAUGCUGUCCCGGGGGUAAACUACAAAAAAAUUUUUGAUUUCUGUGGAAAAAGUUUAAGAUGAAAUCAAAAUAAAAACAAAAGAUUUGAUUAAAAAAAAGUUCAACACAGUCAGAGCUGCAAACUAAAAACUUGUUUGUUUUGUGUCUCCUCAGCCUCUUCAGCUGCCAGCCCGUUAGACGACAGCCUCAAGGACAUCACAGACGUGGCCCCCUGUCGAAAACGCCGCUUUCGUCACCUCGGGGCCCUCGACCCCGCAGUUAAAAAAGCGAGCCCACAACCCUCAGAGAGAAAAAGGUAAAACACCAGACUGCAUCCCUUGUCAUGUCAGUCAUAGUGUCACGUCAGUGUUUGUUUUGACAGUGUGUGGAAAAGUAGUUCCUGAUCUGUGGUUUCACUUCACACUUUACUGACUCUGUAGCUAGGAGACCCUCAAACACUGAUUAUCAAAUCUGUGUUUUUAGGCAUCCAAAAAUAACACAAGAGUAAUCACUUUUAUUGUUUUUAAAUGAGCUUUAUUGGGGUUACGGCGCACCUCCCUUUUUUACUGUGGAACUGAAACACAGAGGGACGAUCUUCUCAACCGUCAUCUGUGUUCAGAUUUCAUCUUCCCAUCACUGCGGCCUUCUCUGUCCUUUCACUUCACUGGCUCCUCCUCCUCUUCUUGAAUGGGAAACACAAACACCAUAAACUCUGUGUGUCAGGGAUCUUUUUUAUGUGGGUAAAUACAAACAGUCCAUGGUGGCUCUCUUUGGACCUGGUUGGAGAUUGCUGUUAACCUGCACGUGAAGUACAAACAGGACUGAAGGGCAGCAAAGCCGAGCUCGCUCCUCAGCUGUAAAUCACUGAUCGACCACGACACAAUCUGUAAACACGAGGAGGAGGAAUCUGGGGGGCAAAGUGUGAGUUUCACGCAGAAGGAAAUACCACCAAACAAAACUUUUGUUUACGACUGCUAAACAUCACUGAGAGGGAAAGUCACUGUUUUACUCUGGAGCUUCAGUGGAAACUCCAAACACUCACCUCAGGAGACCUGCUGAGGUUUUAGUAACAUCACAGCUACAACAAACCUUUAAAUAACAUCUCCAACAUUUCUCUCAGUGUCCUCCUCAUCUGCUCAUUUCAGCUCUCGCUUACAUUAACAGUGGACCGCUGUACCUUCAACACUUUGUUCUACAGAGGGUGGAGAGAGGAGAGCAGCUGUGACAAAAUAUAAACAGUAAAAGAUCUUAAAUCUUCCAUUUUAAGUUCAAAUCCCAGAUUUCAAGUUGCCUGGAUUCAAAGGAGGAACUGGACUUGGUGAAGGUUCUUGAAGGCGUUUAGCCUCUUGCUCAGAGCUGAAGAAGCCUCUCCUUCCUCUUCCUCCUCCCUCCUCAAACCUCUUGAAUUCUCCUUCUGACCUUGUUCCAGUGUCCAAGUUUUCCCUCUGCCUAAUCCAGAGAGAGGCCAGCUGUCCACCUUCAGGGCGUUAUCAGGUUUACAGCGUUCCUGUGAGGGGGAACAUCAGAUCCAGCUCUCCCAGCCUGGUCCUGCAGGUUUAUGAUUUCUGCUGCUGCUGCUGCUUUCUUCUGUUGGUUUGAUCUGUUGGAGCUCACAAACUCGGCCUGAGGCAGCAGACCAGAUGGUGAUGAGCAGGUCGGUGGAGUUUGCCUCAGGAGAAAGGACCUUUACACUGUGGAGUUUAUGUGGACGCAGAAAUCCACUAAUGAGUGAGUGGAAACCAUCAGGAGGCUGCAACAUAUCCCAUGUGGUCCUGACCGUUCAGGCCAUUCUGGGUACUAGAGAGGAUGAGAUGGAAAAAAGUGACUUAGAUGUUCUCUCACCAUGAAGAUAGCUGAGGUUUAAUCAUCACGGAUUUUAGAUAACAGUCUUCAAGUUUUGUUUACAACCUCAGUGUCCAAAACUGCAGUUCCUCAAGUGUCCACUUGAGGCUGACUCCAAAAGUGAGCCAAUCCUGGUAGAACUUUCCAGAGGGAAUUAGUAACAGGGCUGUGGGGAUAUCAAAGUGUCACUUUACGUCACUUUAAAUAAACAGACCUCACCCCCAAAUUCCGCUGCAUCCGGAAUGGCUGUGAAAAGGCUGUAUCCGCUGAUUGUAGCUGAUCGGUUUUCAGGCGGAUCGUAUUUUACACCAUGCAAAAGGGCGGAGACGAACAAGUGAAAGGUUUUUAGACGUCAUUUCACCCCAAUGACACCAUGGAUGAGGAGAUGCUUAUUCUAGAAGUCAAGAAGUAGAUUUCCUCCUCUGGAAGGACACAAUCUACUGCUUAUAUGUCUAUGUGGCUGUCUUUGUAGAGACAACUCGUUAUCACGGGAUUGAAUGUGAAUCCACGAUUUUUGCCAAUUCCCUCUGGAUCCGUUUGUGAGGCAAAUUUCAUCAAAUUUCAGCGUGAAUCUGCGGGUUCUUGUGAGUUCUCCUGAUUCCUGCUGUCUGAAAUCCGCCAUGAAAAUUGCCUCACAAAUGGAUCUGGUGGGAACUGGCAAGAAUCGCUGCCGUUUCAUAGCAGAGCUGUUCCGGAUGCAGUGGAAAUUGGGGGUUAAAAGUUCACACGAGGGAUGAUGGUCUUUGUAGUUCCUACUUCCCUCCACUCUGGUCCACUACAGCAGAGACAAAUCAACACUUUCCUACCUUUGGUUUGAUACUAUCACAGGUCUACGAUGGCACUGAGACAUAGCAGUAUCACAGAACCGACAUUAGAUAAAAUACUGUUACAUCCCCGUUUAAAAAAGUGCUCUCUCUAUAAAAACAAGAUCUAGUCUUCAGAAGGUCUUUGAGGGGGGGUUAUCUUAUAAUCAGGGUUGUUUCAUAUUUGAGUCAUUACGACAUUUCUGAGUCUGUUAGAGAUGCUGUCCUUAUCUAUGUCAUGAACCAUCUAAUGAAUAAACGGCUGGGUCAUACUGUGUCAUUACUCACCUCUUUGCUUUUCCCCUGCUCCUCCACUUUAUCCAAACAAGGUCACUUCUAAAAUUAAAACUGAUGACGUCAAAAAGCCUCUGAGCUCCAAACCCAGAUGAAAUACAACGACAGUUGAUUAUGUUGCGAUACUCGAAGUCAGCGAGUGUGUUUUCCUGCAGCAGGUCUUUAGAGAGAAGCUGUUAUCUCUCUGUUUACACCAAAAAAAGUCCUGGAUGAUGGAUCACAUCAUCAGACCAUAUUGCAUACAUGGACAGUUUGGAGAUCUGGGUAGACCUGAAGCCCAGAAACCAGCGGAGUUAAGUGGGAAAAUGAACUGGGUCUUUGGUGGUAAUGAAUGGCGUCAUUCUCGGGUCUGAAUGCUGUAUGACAGGGACAUUUCUAAGGAUGCUGAGGACAUGAACCCAAGUCCAAGCCAGAGUCAGUCUUUGCUUUCAAAGAAACAAUUAUGCAACCUCGUCUUUCCCCGGCUCUCUCUCUGUUCUCUUUUUCAGUUUCUUGAUCUACACUCAAAGUCAGACCGUCUGCAGCUCUGAGUCCCUGUUUCUGCACAUCCAAGACCUCACAAUGCUUGCUCCUUUUUUCCAUUUCUCCGGCCUGCCAGCUUCUCUUUGGACUAGGCCAGUUAGAAAAUAUUCCAAAGACAUGUCUCAAUCUGACAUUGUUCCUGUCUCCCUCUAACAGAGGGGGGAUAGACCCAGUCCAACCUCCUCCGAGUGCCAGCCACUGUAAACUGUGCCACAUGCAGAUGGCCAGAAGUGGUGCCAUCCAUCCCCAGCUGCUGUCAGGGGUUGGUGCCCAUUACGGGGGCUUAUUACCAGCUCUGACGGCCUCAACAAGAAGCAGCAGUGAGCCGAGGAGCAGCUGUUUGAUCGCUGCAGAAGCUGCCCCCCCACCAGGCUGGCAAACAGGGUCUGCAGAAGGGAGGCUUUGUCUGAGAGGGGGCUGUUUACGUGGGGGCUCAGAGCUGCUGGCAGUCCUACACCCAGCUAUUGUUUUUUUGAUUUCCAUCCACUGCUCAACUCAUUUAUCUUCGGAGGGUUCCUCCAUGUUUCUCUGCAGGCAGGUCGUCCAUGGAGAGAGAAGAUAGGAGUGAGGGGGAAUAAUGGGAUCAAAUUACGGGAGAGGAUGAAGCCUGUGGGUCUGGUUUUCCAGAAAAGGGGUUACAGUGAUUCUGGGUUUAAGCAUAAAGUUGUUUCCUCCACUGGCAGUCAUGCAUCGUACCUUUUUCCCUUCACUCUAAGAAGGGUCCACACUUUCCAAGAAGAACUGAAGAAUCCCAGGCCUGUUGUUGUAUUUAAAAGCCUCUUAAAUGCUCACUUUAAAGAAAGUGUCCAACACUUAAAGUCUUUUUAUUUUAAGAGUAAGAUGAGAUAAUUCUCAGUUUGUUAUGUUCAUGUCAUCUGUUUUUUCCUGCUCUCUUGGACUGUCCUUUUUUUGGUUUCCCUCUGGGAAAAGUUGGCAUGAGUGAAUCAUACCUCGUCCUUUUUUGGCAUCACAUUGGAAAAGUGUCAACGAAAGCUUGAACUCCAUCUGAAGAACUUCGUUUUCUCAUUUGAAUUGAAAAAAAUCUGCCUCAUACAAGAGCCCAGAAACCUCUCGAUUCUGCUUCUGGAGACUCCCAAAUGAGGAUGAGUAAACAUGCCAACACUCAGGAAAAUCGGCUCCUUUGUUAUCCAAGAGAUUCAAUGUUUCUUUGUUUACUGAUUAAAAAUGAUUUCCGCUGCAGGUCAGAAUCUUUCGCCUGUUUGGUUUCCUCUGGAAAAGUUGGUAAUAGUCUGUCUCACCCCGUCCUUUUUCCCAUCAUAUCUUAAAAGCUCCAAAGCCCCACCCCUGCCUUUUUAGACCUGCUGAAAUGGUCACUUUGCAGAAGCAUCACACAGAUCCACCUGAUCCUACAGCUACACUGCAAUGUUCUGAUGCUGGCAUCCCUCUGAGAAAGUUCAAGCUGCUGCAGUUUUGUUUGGAUUAGCAGUAUGUGACCACAACCCUCUCUACUGAACUUUUCUUGUUCUGACUUUUGCGGAGUGACAUGAGAUGAUCCUCAGUUCAUCAUGACCGCUUUGUUUGGCCUCUUCAGGUCUCCUAAAACCUUAAAUGUUUCUGAACAGGAGCAGAUGUUGUGUCACUCUCUCGCUGACUCCAGCUGGUCAGCUGCUGUCUUUGUGUGACUUUGUCAUUUAUUAGUCUGAGGAUGGAUCCAUAUGACGUAGUGACCCGAACAAACUGUGAUGUAAACAGAUGAACUGAACCAGACGGACUGAAAACCAGAACACACACACCUGAAUACACGUACUUGCUGACUGGUUAUUGUCAGCCACAGCUUGUCCUUCCCUGAGGAGUCAUGUGCAGGAAUGUAACAGUAACCGGUGUAACGGUAAAUCAUGAUAAAAGUGUUGAUAGUAAUGAUAACGUUUACUGUUUUCAUCUCAAAAACUGGUGUGAGGGAGGGGAGGUGUAAUGAUUUAGCUGUGAGAUCGCUGAUGAUAACUGGCUAAUGCUUAUACUCUGUGUGCACGCUUCGUGGUGCGCUGCAUGUAUGUAUACUGAUACAUACAAGUCUGACUUCGAGCCACGUAAGAGAAAAACUCAUUAUUAAGGUGUUGCGGCUUUUAUUUAGCCGUGGCUGUAGUGCGCCACGAUCAAUUACAUGUAGGGGAAACUCUGUGUUAAUCAUCCGAGCUUCACCUGACCCUCUAAGUAUCUGCGCAGGCACACCGUGAAGCAUUUAAACUUUCUAUUAAGUUUGAAAUGGAAUCAUGGCGGAAGGAGGAGAUAACGGCGCCAAAGACAUCCAUCAGCCCUCUAAGAGGACCAAGUUGGAAGUAUGGGUGUAUUUUGGGUUUAGCAGGAAUGUCAAGGAAACGAUUCGUUGAAGGUGGUAUUACUGUCUAGAUAUGAUGAAACAAUGAGAACAAGGCAUUAUUUAGCGCCAGUUAAAAACAUAAAAAAAUGCCUCAAAUACAUUUUUAAAAAUACCGCGAUAAUACAGAAAACCACGAUUAGCGGUGAGAUAGAAUUUCCAUACUGGUACAUCCCUAGUUGUGCCUCUAUAGUUCGAAAUUCAACUCUGAUGGACCAGAUUUGACUCCUGUGGUUUAAUAAGUAAGAAUAGACCAAAGAGCUUCCACAAUGUUUCCAAACUUGAACAGAAUUUUUUACUGCUUGAAACUAGACUUGAUCGGACUUAACCCCCUUUAAAUCGUCGGUAGUGUCAGUAGGUGUGUUUCCAAACUUUGAACAGAGCCAGGCCGAGGCCGUCCUCUCUCUCAAAGAUAAGUGUUUCCCUAUAACGCUGCAGUGUUUCUUCAUAAACUUGCUGUGGGACACUUUCUCAGAAAACAUGACAAUUUCGAGUUCAAUUAAACGACUCUGCCCCCCCCUCCCCAUCAAAGUCCCUGAAUCUCUGACUCAUCCUAGUUCCUGCUCACACGUCUUGGGGAUGUGAACCGUUUGUGUACUCUGAGCUCUUUUUUUCCCAUGAAAGGCAACUCAGAGAGGUUCUGUCAAUGAUCAAACAUUGCUCCUAGCCAUGGUGGAUAAUUACUACAAGACACGGCCCUGCUAAAGCCGUAUUGUGUGCCUGUAUAUGUGCACAGUGAUUUACACUCACACUAUGGUACACAAUGCAUCCUUAUAAGAGUUUUAAUAGACAGUUGUUGUUUUUGCCCUUCAAACAUGAUCAAACUCAGCUGUGAAAUCGGCCGGGAUUGUGUAACAGAUGAAGGUUUUCAGCUCCAGAGUGGGUUCCCUUUGUGAGGGGAUAACCCACUAAGUGGUUUCCAGCCUGGGGACUGGGACCCCCAGAAGGGUCACAAGAUGGAUUUUCAGAUUGAAACAGUUUUUGGCAUCAUUAGCACAUGAGCUUUGCAUUUUGAUGUUUAGUGGUUUUAUUAUUAAAUAGUGGAAAAUUCAACAUUAAGAGGCCUCAAAGGGGAACUAAAGAGUUUGAGAAGUGAGGCUCAUGUUUUACUGAGCGUCCUGAAAAGACACAAGGGGACCAGGAACCUUUAGAUUAAAUAGGAAUAGCUGUGUUUUUAAGACUCGGACCGUUAAUGCAGAUUUUAAAAAGCUUAAUAGGUGCUUUUAAAAGGUGAUCAAGGUUCUGCCUCAGCCUGCAGCUAAUAGACUGUAAUGGUUACAGUGUAAUAAAUGAAUUAAAGGGAUAUUCCAGCGUAAAAUUAAUUUAAGGUCAAACACAUUGAAACACCGACUUAAACAACCCCUCCAGAGAUGAAUGUUGCCAACCGCUUGUUUCUCUAGUUAUACCAACUUUAGUAACGACUGCAGGAUAGCAAUACAGAGACCCACACGCUCAACCAAAACGCCACUCUAUAACCACAAAUAAUGCUCACAACAGCACCUAACUUCAUUAACAGUACAUAUAGGGUCCCAGCCAUAGUACUAGCCACCAAAGAUCUUUUUAACUCUGACUAACUUCUUUAGCAAAGAGACUAAACACAACUCACCUACCCUCUUCCAGCAGCCGCUUGUUUGUAACGAGACCUUGGGCCAGUCCAUUACGGACUACAGUAGUAGAUAAUUACAACAUUUAUGAUCAUUUCUUUAUCGUUUCCUUGAAGUAAUAAUACUCAUAUUAAUCAUUUUGCACUGCAGACGCGACAGUUCUUCUGCCUUAAUGUCUCGAUCUGAUUGCAUUUCCAUGCGGUCAUUACUAAAGCUGGUAUAACUAGAGAAGCAAGCGGUCGGCAACAUUCAUAUCUCAAAGGGGUGUCUAACUCAGUGUUACAGUGUGUUUGACCCUGUAUUGAUUUUAGGCCGGAAUAUCCCUUUAAGAGUGCCUGAUUAGUUAGAAGAGGUGAGGUACACCAUCAAAGGUGUGACAGAAAGAGGCAAACAACCAAUCAGGCACACGCUCACAUCUACAGACAGUUAAGUGUCUGCCGUUAACCUGACGAGCAGGUCUUUGGACUACCCAGAAAGGUUCCUGCCCAACCUGGAAUCCAAGCCAUGGACCUUCCUGCUGUGAGACACCCUCCUGUGCAGCCCUAAAUAUCUUGAAAAUGUUCCAUAAAUAUUCAGGAAUUAUUCACAAGCUCCAUCUAUCCCUAAAAUCUUAUCUCAGGAUCAUGAUGGUGGACUCAGGGACUGCUACCUGCACCUUAACUGUUUCUGUCUUGAGAAUGCUCCUCUUUAGCCUCUCAUGCUCCUGUUUAUCUUCUUCUGGCUUUGCACCACUAGCACAACAUAAACAUCAUUAUCGCGGUCCUCACAUUGGCGGUAAAUCCUCCUGAUAUUUCCUCCUGCAUUCACAAACUGACUCACUCUGACUUCCACAAAAAUUUUCAUGGACAGCUGGUGAAAAAGUUAUGUCUACAGUGAGGUUUGAGGCAGUGACACUGGCAGAUCAGCAGAAUUAAACCGAUGUUAGUCUUGUGGCUCUGAAGCAGAGGUGUGCUGGUUGUUGCUGGUUUUAAGUAAUCACCAAAAAAGGUGAAAUUUUCCUGUUGCAAGAACUAUGUUGCAGCUGUUAUCGCCUGUUUCGUGGCUUCUGGUUAAAGCAAUCAUGUGGGGUACUACCAAAGCCUACCCCUCCACAUGUGGCUGAUGUGGUCCUGCAGGUUUCCGACCCCCUGUACUAGAAUAAACUAAUCCGUCUUCCUUUCAGCGGACUGAACCUCUGUUUAGUUUCUUAAGCCACAGACCUUUACUUCAUUGGUGAAUAGGCUGCAGCUCUGCUCGGUCCCCGGCCUGGCUCUGUGUGGGGGCUCCUGUGUGCCCGGUGCCUGAGUUUAACCUCACCUCUUGGGGGUGAGAGCACUCCUGUCACGUCCCCAUCCUGCCAUGUGUUCAGGCCGGUGGUGGUCUCCUGCAGCAGCAGUGUCAAACAGCUCCCCCUCUCUCCGCUGAACACGUCUCUUGUUUCCUCUUAACUGGUUCCAGCAGUGCUGCAGUGUUUCUGGUCCAGUUGGUAAUGAUUUAAACAAGCUCAGGGCCUCUGCUCGGAUCUCCUCUCUCACAUCACUCACGUCUUCUUCUUCUCAUUCAGAUAAUCAUCGCUACAUCAAGGCUGGAUUUGAUGGUGAAAGUCUGUAAUUGUCUUCCCUUCAGUUCUCUAAGAUGAUCAGGUUUUCCAGCUCAAGGUGCUUCUCUGGAGUCUUGGUGGUCUCCUGGUCACCUUGACUUUUGCUUCAUCUGUUGUUCAUAAAUGCUGAGGCUGGAGGAACAAGGGGGCACCAUGUCAGAUGGUUUACACCAGGAGAAAUCUGAUUACUUCUCUGCAGAGAGAUGUUUUCCUGACCUCAUGAGACCUGAUCAUUGUUUGGUUCACUCUGUGUCUAUAAUUCAUUUCACAACUCAACUUAAGAGCUGCUUUGUUUCACAUCCACCAGGAACUCUGAAGACCUGAUGCAGUCGACUUGAAAACAGUCCAUGUACAUUAUUUGUCAGCUGAGCCGUACACUGAAGACAUAGAAGAAGCUCAAAUAACAUCUUCAGAUGUCGGCUGAGUCAGUGAAAGUUUUCAUUUUGCCUCAUUUGGAGUUUAUUUCUAGUCAAAUUUUAAAGUAAAAGCUCUUCAAGAACAAGAGGAAGUGUAAGUGAUGUCAGUGUUGGUUGAUUAAUGAGAUUACUAAACACCUUGAUUAUCCUCUUAUUUCACCCAUGACUCAGCCUCCACCUGUGUCACUUACCCCCGAUUUUCACAGCAUCCGAAACGGCAGCGAUUUUCGUCCGCCAAUUCCUACCAGAGAAUUGUGAGGAGAAUUUCGUGGUGAAUUAUGGACAGCAGGAAUCAGGAGAACUCACAAGAACCCGCGGUUUCACAAGCAAUCGUGCGAUCAUGAGUUGUCUCUAUAAAGACAGACACAUAGACAUAUAAGCAGUAGAUUGUGUCCUUCCAGAGGAGGAAAUCUACUUCUAGACUUCUAGAAUCAGCAUCUCAUCAUCCAUGGUGUCAUCAGGGUGAAAUGACGUCUAAAAACCUUUCACUUGUUCGUCUCCACCCGUUUGCAUGGUGUGAAGUACAAACCGCCUGAAACACGGAGUGUUUUAUUUCGAAAAGAAGCUGGAUGUUUUAUUUUGUGACUGUGCCUGACUUCCUUUCCAGCACGGGUUAAUCUGUGCUGAAUUUAUCCAGCAUGCUCCGGUAUCCAGAAAAAAAUAGAACUCUUGCAAUCGGCUACGAAGCCCGCUAAACCGCAGGGGGCCGGAAAGAAGCCGGUAGAAAUUGACACAUUAACUUGAAUAGUUACGAUCAGCUAUGAUUGGCGGAUACAGCUUUUUCGUAGCCGUUCCGGGUGCUGUGGAAAUUGGAGGUUAGUUUUGCUGCUUUUCCACUGAUAAACAGUUUAACACAAACAGUUCAGGGGUGUUACUUUUUAGACAGCUGUGUAGUCAUGAAACAAUACAAAAGUAAUGCCUUCAUGGAAAACAUCUCUGAAUGACUUGCAAAUCAUCCAUGAGAUUGUUUUGGCACCUUUUCACUGAUAAACAGUUCGACACAGUUCAGGGGUGUUACUUAUUACACAGCUCUGUAAUCACGAAACAACCCAAGACUCACACCCUUGCAGAAAACAUCAAAGACUGCUGUGUAGACCAUCAAAAAGUUUGCUUUUCAAGCGACAGAAGAACCUGCAAAUGUGUAUGCAGAAAAGUAGAUUUACAUUCACCAUGUAGACUUUAGAGUCAUCACAGUCUUUUAACCCUUCUAGCCCAACAAGUGCACAUCCUCAAACACCGGACUACUCCUUUAAGACUGAGCACAGAGCAGCACCCCCGAGGAUAAAGUCAUCCCUCGGCCUAUAUUCGUGUUGUCUUUCCCGAUUUCUUGAUCUCCUCUUGCCCUCUUUACGCCACUUCCUACUGAGCAUCCUUGAUCCUUCCUUCAUCCUCUGCUUGUCAGACAUAUUGUUUCCUGCGCCCUUAACGUCACAUGGUUUUACAUUCGAGCAGAGGCAGAAUACAUGAGGCUGGAGGAGACCGCGAGGCUCGACAUGAUAAAACACACAGGUAGUCGAGUCCAGCAUUUGAUGUAGACCACUUAGAUGGGGGAGCUGCUGGGCCCCAAUUACACACACAAAUACACACACACACCCUAACACGAACACACAUCUCCAUAUCUACACACUGGCAUAAAGUUGCCCAUGUGUUUUUAGUCUUGUUCCCUAUGGGCCACAUGAUACACUUCCCGUCUCAACAGGAAAACGCUCCUGUAAACUCGCUUCAUUAGCCCACUGACCUGUGUUGUGUGUGUGUGUGUGUGUGUGUGUGUGUGUGUGUGUGUGUGUGUGUGUGUGUGUGUGUGUGUGUGUGUGUGUGUGUGUGUGCGCAGGCCCGACCCCCCUGCAGGAUCCAGUAAGCAGCAGACUCCCCAGCGAUCCACAGAUGCUGCAGCAGCAACUUUAGAAGCAGAGGACCUGUUUGACAACUUCUGACCUUUCACUUUUCAAAGACAGACAAAGAGAUAAUGAGAAAUCUGAUUUUUACUCAAGAAGCUUUCAUUUUUAUAUUGUAUUUAAAGACCAUGGAUAACACUGAAAUGAUGUACAAAGAACAUUUUUGGUCCUAAAACUGAAAUGGUGACAAAUUUAGAGAAAAAAAAAUGAGAGUCUGAUUGUGAUACUGAGUUCGAUUACAUGUUCAAAAACUGAUAUAUUGCAUCAAUCUGACUGAAAUUGGACCAAAUUGAAUUUUAUGUUGUUGGACAAACAUACCCAUUAUGAAACUGAAACCAUUGUAGACGUUCUGAGCAUGCUCAGCAGUUUGCACGUCUCGCUACGACCCAGAAGCAAGAAGAACAGCAUAAACAUAAAGACAGAUGAAGAAGUUUGUCGAUUAUUUUGGUCCGUGACAUGACAGGUGAACCAGGAGAUGGACCAGCAGUCAUAAGAUGAUCUAGAGACCCGCUUCAGGAAAGUGUUAAAGCAAACUCGGACACCUCUCAGGGGUUGAAAGAUGGCUCCCUCCUACACCUGUAAGAAAAAUCCUGAACCUCCUCAGAGGAUCAGAAAGGAACCCAAACAACCUUCAGUACCCGUAGAAAAACCUCAAACCUCCUGAAGCUUUCCUCAAAGGGAUCCCAAACAUGCUGGGUAACACCUUGAACCACUAAAAGGAGCUUUUGAAAUCUUAUAAAGGAUCUCCAGAACCACCUGGAGUAAUCCGAGACCUCCAAACAGACCACUUGAACAGUUGAAAGGACACUAAGUAGGGUUUACAAGUCCACUACCACACCAAAGGCUCUGAAAGGCCUCUGUAAACUUUUUAAUUUUAUAAAUUGAACCUUUUUAACUUCAGAGUUGUGCUCUACACUCUGUGCACAGAUCCUGACAUCAGCCUGUUUCUCUGCCUGUUUUUUUUCCUCUAUAUUUGUCACCUGUUCUGGACGAUGGAUCUCAAACUCUGGGAAAAGCUCAAGCUUUAAAAACUGGUUCUGAAAUUCGAUUUUUAUCUAACCUGUAUUUUUUACUAUUUUUUCAAUAAACUUUGUGAAUGUA